AUUUCCCAUUUCCCAUCCUUCAACUCCACUCCCAUUCCUUGAAUUCAAAUUUUCUUUCCCGAAACGUCUGGUCUUUGUUUGAUAACUCCGUUCGUGACAACAGGAUAUAUCCAUCGAUCCAUCAUUUCUGGCUCCAUUUUGAUCUUUUCGAAUAAGAUUUACAGGGUUUUCGAAGUUUUGAAAUCCCUUUGCUUUUCUUUCUGUCCCUCUCUAAGCGAUUUGAAACAUUUGGGGCUCACUGCUGUUGGGUAAAAAGGUGAUGGUUUCAUUGAUGUCGAGGACCGGAAGGCAUCUCCAGCGCUACGAUAAUGGACGACGCCUCAUUGCCGGAUGCAUCCCAUAUAGGUUUACAACAGAAAAGCUUAGCGAUAAUGGCGAAGGCAAAACACUAGAAGUGCUCAUGAUCAGUUCACAAAAGGGAUGCUCAUUGCUAUUUCCAAAGGGAGGAUGGGAGAAAGAUGAAUCACUAAAGGAUGCUGUUCGUCGAGAGGCUCUAGAAGAGGCCGGUGUCCAAGGAAAGAUCGAGAAAAGGCUCGCUAGAUGGACAUCAAAGAGCAAAAGGGGCUACAUGUUUCCGUUGCGUGUAACCGAGCAAUUAGAUCACUGGCCUGAGAAGCACAUUCGGGAGAGAAUGUGGGUUAGUGUUGCUGAAGCAAGGGAGAUGUGCAAAUAUCCAUGGAUGAUGAAAGCUCUUGAUCAAUUGGUGAGCCGCUACACGAGUGAUCCUGGCCAAACAAUGCGUAGAAUUUCGCCUCAUGAGAAGGAAGAACAUCCUGAUUCUCUGCAAAUAGCACCUCAUUGAUUGUGCAAUACUGUAAUUCUUCAAUUCUUUCCUUCAUUUUAAUUUACAAUGGUGGCAUUGCACCAUAAUUUAGGAACAAAAUAAGGGCUCCAAGGAACUGGCUAGUAUGUAAAGUGUAAACACUAGCUUAGGCUUGGGAUUUGAACCCAUGAUACAGCGCUUUAAGACCCAAAGGGAGGGGAAACAGCAUUCAUUGGCUCAUUAACAUUCAAUGUGCAGUCAUCAAACAAUAAAUGUUCUUGGAUUUGAAGCCACAACCCAGUGGUUCAUGUUUUAGAAUUUUUAAACCAAUGAAUCUACUUUUCAGAUGUUUA
This is a messenger RNA of Amborella trichopoda, 1116 nucleotides long. Its product is annotated as nudix hydrolase 17, mitochondrial. Gene Ontology annotation, cellular component: nucleus; cytoplasm. The record is from RefSeq and is a predicted model, not a curated record. Gene Ontology annotation, molecular function: pyrophosphatase activity. Lineage: Eukaryota; Viridiplantae; Streptophyta; Magnoliopsida; Amborellales; Amborellaceae.